AUGUAAAAAAAAUCACUACAACAACCUUUCUAGUUAAACCAAUUAGAAGUGCCGUUUUAUUGUAGAGUUGUUCGAAAACAUUUUUUUAGAGAUAGAGUUUAUUAGUUAAAAUAACACAAUAACCUAAUCACCAUGACAUAUGUAAUUACUUUUGACAUAUUCUAGCAUUAAAAUACAGAUACUCCAAAAUAUAUAAUGAACAUUGAAGAAUGUACAAGUUUUGAAUGGUUAAUCAAACAAUAAAGAUUAGUUGGUUUCAAAUUCCCAUAUUAAGGUAAUUUGAAAGAGUUUUAUGGUGAUCAGAUUGACCUUAUCUAACUUAGAUAGAGGUUGGGUAACAAAAUGAUAUUUGUCAAUCUAACUUAAAACUAUAAAUAUCUUUCAACGUUAGAAGCUGGAUCGUUUGGUUAGGUAUUAAAUUAUCAUAUAAUUUAUAGGUUACUACAAAUGAAUGUUACUUUAAUAAUAAGAAAGUGGCAAUUAAACAUAUAUUACUAAAUGGAAAGAAAGACUAAUAAAAAACAAUAGAAAAUGAAAUUCAGAUUUUAAGAUCAAUCAAGCAUCCUAAAAUUGUAGAGAUUUAUGAAGUCUUUAAAACUGAACUGUAUUAUUAAAUAGUGACUGAAUUUAUUGAAGGAGAUAAUUUAAAAUAACUUAUAUUCAAUAAAUCAAAUCAAAUUAAAAAUGAAGAAAUUAUAGAAAUUAUGCAAGUAUAAAUUAGAUAAAAUUUAAGUAAUUACUUGAAGCUUUGACAUUUCUACAUCGGAACUAAAUACUUCAUAGAGACAUUAAACCAGCCAAUAUUAUGUAUCAUAACAACAAACUCAAAUUAAUAGAUUUUGGGCUUGCUUGUUAUGAUGGUAAAUAAUUAAUUGAAAAUCCUAAUUGUGGAACAGAAGGUUAUGUUGCACCUGAAGUCUUAAAUGUACAUUAAACAAAAAUUAAUUAUGAUUUCAAAGUAGAUGUCUUUGGAGCUGGUUGUGUUUUAUACAUGCUUUUAACAGGAACAAAAUUAUAAUAAUCAAAUUAAUCUAAUAUUAGUUUUCAAAAAAAUAAAACUUAUCAAAAUAGUGAAAAUAAUCAAUUGUUCGAAUUGGUCAAAAUUAUGACCAGACCUAAUCCACUUGAUAGACCAUCAAGUUUUUAGGUUCUAGAAUUAAUAAGGUAUAUUAAAGAAAAUUGUGCUUAUGAUAUUAAUUUAUGGUAUAGUAGUGCAUUUAAUCUUUCGAAUUCAAAUAAUUCCUAUUAGACUGCAUCCACUGCUAGAUAUAUUCAUACUUCAAAAAAUUAAAAAAGUGUUUGUAGUUUCAAUAGUGCCAGAGGUAUCGGAUAGAACCUCUCUAAAUUAAUUUUAAAAUGA
Messenger RNA from Paramecium pentaurelia, 1360 nucleotides. NCBI's taxonomy places the organism in Eukaryota, Ciliophora, Oligohymenophorea, Peniculida, Parameciidae. The record is from the annotation of a GenBank genome assembly.